This is a messenger RNA of Rhagoletis pomonella (apple maggot), 495 nucleotides long. RefSeq lists its product as uncharacterized. The record is from RefSeq and is a predicted model, not a curated record. Lineage: Eukaryota; Metazoa; Arthropoda; Insecta; Diptera; Tephritidae. The transcript has a single exon. Bases 1 to 495 code for a protein of 164 amino acids.
AUGGCGUGCAGUCCUCAUAAUGCGGUAAGAGCUAUGCAUCAGUGUGCGUACGACAAUUUUGACAAGAUUCACGAUCGCAAUAUGGGCAUUAUGGCGCGGGACACCAUUCUCUCGUCAUUCUACGUGGAUGAUUUCCUUGGCAGUUGCAGCACCGUCGAAGGUGCUAUCACUUUGGCAUCCAAUAUCGAUAACAUAUUGACAGCUGGAUGUUUUAAGCUGCGGAAGUGGAAUUCAAAUAGCGCCACUGUCUUAACUCAGAUGGGUAGAGACUCAUCGCCUACAGAAUACAGUAUUGAUGCAGCCUUGACCUCAGUUUUGGGUCUGCUCUGGAGUCCGGUCGACGACAACUUGCUAUUCAAUGUGGAACUUAAGCAGCCCGACGGCAUAUGCACCAAGCGCAGUGUACUCAGCGAGGUGGCGAAGCUGUUUGACCCAACGGGAUUCUUGUCACCGGUCGCGGUUGUCGGUUCAAACUCUUUGGUCCGCAGGUAUUGA